Molecule: messenger RNA, 3171 nt
Organism: Liolophura sinensis
Lineage: Eukaryota; Metazoa; Mollusca; Polyplacophora; Chitonida; Chitonidae
Product: UPF0415 protein C7orf25 homolog
Exons: 7
Source: RefSeq, a predicted model, not a curated record
CCCUUUACUGACCUAUAUCAAAUUGCGGAGGAUUUCAUUGGUCGAUGUGAAAGAAUUCAAGUUCAAGGGAUUCACAAGCUGAAGAAGAAAUGUCAGUCAGAGUUGAAGUUUCUGCAGUCGUUACGAGGCAGGGCAAAGGUGGCCACUCACCUGAAGAGCAGUAACCUGGGUCACUUUUCAGCCAUCCUACACUGUGUGGAAAACCUGCCUCAGCCAACCACUGUUCUCAAGCCAUUCCCCUACCCUGGCCGUGACAGCCUCCCCAUUGAUGUCAUUGUAGGUGAAGGUCAUCUAUGGGUCAAGGUUAUAGCACGGAAAGCUCAGGCUCUUCACCUUGUCUGGGCAGGUCAAGGUCAGUUUGGGGAGAAGACACUCAUAGACCAAGCCCAGGAGUACCUGCAUCUAGCCACCUUAAAUCAGGUCAACUUCAGAACACCCAGGGUGUGUUAUGCAUUUUACAGCGGCAUUACAAAGCCCAUGGCAGCAGCUUUGACUGAAUUGGGUAUUCUAGUGCUUGGAGAAUUGGUGGAUGUUAGUUUAGAUGUACAGACAAAAUUGUCAUCUUUAGAAGACCUUGACCUAGAUUCAAAGUCUGAUAUUGAGAGUUCUGACCUUGAGAGCUCAGAAGGUGACCUUGAGGAAGGAAAUAGUGUAGGAAUGGGCCGUGAAGGUCAAAAGGUUUUAAUGUGUGGAAAUUCUGAUGCAUUCAACCCUGUGCAAGGAACAGUAGCUGAUAAGAAAAGUGCUGUGGAUGUCAUUACAAGGAAAGUGGACCAGGUUCCAGAUAAAGGUACUGAUCCAGGACAACGACUGGGGACAGUGGAGUCUACAGAGCCUUCAGAACACCAUUCAGACGAAAUAAGAGGAGAAAGCUCUCCACCUUGUUCAAAAGUGGCAGAAACUUGUGUGGCUAGAAAAGCUAUAUUACAUUCUGCCCAGACCUCCCAUAGCUCAUCAGACAAAAGGAAUUGCAUGGCCAAGAACAUUCAAACGGUAGUCAGUCAAAACAGGCCCAAGUUCAGACUGGGUAUGGGCAGGUUUGAUGAAUCUCUUUCUGGCAGAGAUCCUUUGAAACCCUCAGUCAUUUUCGACCCAAGUCCUGUUAAGAAGGUUAACCUUGAUGUGACAGCUCUGAUAGCGUUAAUCUCAGCUGUCACACACGGACGUUGUUAUUUUAUCUUUGAAGAUGACAUUCUGUCCGAACAGGCUGCAGAAGAAAGACGAUGCCCUGUGCUUCCAAAGAUGAAAGAGUUCCUUCAAGGAAAGGACAUGUUCGCCUGUCAGAGCGCUGUGACGGCAUUCAACACCAUUCUGCACACGCUAGGCGGGCCAUCGGAGCGAGCGCUGGCCGCAGAGCUAAUGACACAGGUCACCGUUGUACCAGAUUGCCCAUCAAGCCGGACACAAAGGCUGCCCACUUCGUCCAAAAUCAAACACAGAUCCAAGGUAAUUUUUGGAACCGGUGAUGAAUUGAUGAUGGUCACACUAACGGCUAACUCUGGAUUUGUUCGCGCAGCCAAAAAUCAUGGCGUGAACUAUGCUGUAUUUCUUCAUGCUGCAAGAGCACUGACAGAGGCAAAAGAGAAAGGAGCCAAGAAAAUUGAGGUGGAAACCGGAGAAGCUGUAACAUGAACUGCCUCAGAUUGACAAAUUGAUGUGAUAAAAACAGAACGUGAACGUAGAAAUGUUAAUGGACACGUUCCUUGAUUUUUAUAAAUUUGGUGAACCACAGAAUUAUCGAGGUGCUUAAGCAAGUUCUUGUCAACGGAAGAAAAUGGACAUAUAUGGAAAGUACGAGUAUGUGUGACUUGUUCCUUGCCUUAUUUUGGUUUUACAAGUUUUAUGCUAAGGAAAAGACAUCAAACUGUGAUGUAACAGAAAUACAUGUAUGCCGCAGCAUCUCAACCGUGACAAUGUGAAUUAAUUAAUUUGUUACAAUGAAAACCGUAUGUGGGAUGUGUUCUAAUAUUUAUUACACUUAACUUGAUUGUCCAUGUUUGUUUUUGAUAGUUCGCUAGUUCAUAUUGUUACAUAGAACCAUCUGUUUUUUGGUUACUUUGAACAUUACAAUAACUGUCAAAACUAGACCACUUUUUAGACUUGAGGUCGUGUUAAUAGUAACCUGUUCUACUGAUGAUGGGUAACAUUUGUUGUCCAAACCAUAAUUUCUUGAUCCUGGCAACAAAAAUUCCUCAAAAUUUCCUCAGUUUCUGAUAACUACAAUAAUAAUUCUUGAGCCUGGAGAACAGGAACCAAAGAUUCAGCUUUUUUAUAUGUUUUGUAACACAAAAUCUGGAAACAGGUGUGCCUGCCUUCUUGUUGUCGUCCACAUGCACAUCAACCAAUCAGCCAUCAGAUGGAAAUGUCACGUGAACACUUGACUGUAUGAACGAAAAUGGCGAUAUCGUGCCAGUUUGUUGUCAUAACAUAGCAUAACCUUGGACGUACCAUGUGAACUUAUUUCGUGGCUGGAGUCUUCCAAACAAACAACAAAUAUUGCCCAUGUGCAGGUACAAGUAACUGAUACUCCAGAUCAUUUGACACCGCGAUCUGCUGAAAAUCCCGUUUUCAUUAAGAAAUGUGGGUUGUGAAACACUGGGCUUUUAUUUACACUGUUUGCUGGUUACAAGUUGUUUUAAAGUUUCAAAACAUUACUGAAGCUUCUUUGUUCAGUGCUACUGAUAUUAACCCAAUGGUAAUUGUCUGAGCACACCAUUGUUCAAAUUCACUGUGGGUAAAUUCAAGCCUGACUUGAUUGGUAUGUGGUAAACACACUGUACAUGCAUACAUGUAUUUGUAUUUACAUAAAAACCUUUGCAUUCAAAUAAAUACAAGUAUUGCUUCGUUUUCUGGUGAUAUACAUCAAAGCCACCAGAGGAGGGGCAGAAAGUCAUAUGUUUUAUGUUUCCUUUAUUAGUUUCUUUCUUGUCAUAACUUUAAAUUGUAAACGAUGCAAGCACCAAAUUAAAAUGAGUUUGUUAAGGUGUUAAGUUUGACAAAGUUUGUAAUCAACAAGUAGUAUAGCUAGCGAUGAUUGGAAGAUUUCGAUCAUUCAUGUUUUGUUUUAUUUAUAAAGAAUAUGUUCCUCAUAACAAGAGAAGCAGAUUAACUACUCGUGGCUACUAUUCACAUUUAUUUUUCGGAUGAACGGUAGGCAAGCUUUUACUUUUU